Messenger RNA from Parnassius apollo (apollo), 816 nucleotides. The record is from the annotation of a GenBank genome assembly. NCBI's taxonomy places the organism in Eukaryota, Metazoa, Arthropoda, Insecta, Lepidoptera, Papilionidae.
AUGGAAGUUAUAGAUGAAACACCUGAAUUAAAUGCAUCUAUUGAUCAACGUCGAAUUGAUCUAGAAGAAAGUAAUGAAGUAACUGUUGAAACAAAUGAGACAGAAACGUCCCAGAAAAUAGCGGCUGUCCGAGGUCCUGACACAGUAGCUAUAAAUGAAAACAUUUCUAGCCAAUCUGAUCAUAAUACGGAAAAAAGAAUGGAUCAAACAAAUGAACUGAAUACGGAAAUCAUAGUCAAAAACUUGGAUAAAAAAAUCUACUAUGAAAUUGAAAUUCAGUCAACUGAAUCUGUUAUAGAAGUUUCUAAUACAGAAACAUCAUCAGUUGAAGUUAAUAAAGAAGAAACAUCGGUAUUACAAUUAAGUAAAGAAAUAUUAGCAGUUCAAGUAAAUCAUACAGAUUCAUCCAAUAAAGAUAAAGUCAGGUUUAAGACUGAAAUACUAGUUGAAAAAAAUGAUCAUGAUAUUAAUGAAAAUGACUUAAAUGAGACAAACUCUGAUGAAUAUGCUACUAAUAAUAUUUUGAGUGAAUUGGGGCAAAGUAUAGAACUAAGUGAAGCCUUAAGAUCAUCUGAUGUCAAUGAUCAUGUGGAAAAAGCAAAGUUAGCUUUACAACAACUCACACAACUGAAAAAUAGUAAAAAGAGAAUUGAAAAGAAAGUAGAAUCUGAUAGCAUUAUUAAUGUUUUAGUAAAGGAUUGGGAUGAUGAAGAAACUUCAGAAACAGAGAAGUCUGCUAAAUUGCUUAAAGAGACAGACUUCCUUUUGAAGUUCUCUGAUGAACUUAAAAAAGUCCAAAUAGCAGUAACAGCUUAG